UAAAAGCUGUAGAACUAUUGUGAUCUAGUGUAUAAGGCCAUCUAAAUAUAAUGCAUUUGUACGCUAUUUUUUGUUUAUAGAUGAAUUCUUAUAUCCUAAAAGUUUUAGGCUUUAGAUAGCACAUGGAGUGGAAUAGCUUCAUCUAUACUUUUGCUGAAAGCAAUACCUCAAGCCUUUUGACUUUGCAAUUUGUUUCUGGAAAUGCUUAAUUUUCAAUAAUUGGAUACGACUAAUGAAAAGAAGAAAAAAAAAAAAAUGCUGUAACUUGACGGUUUCUUUGUCCUUCGCGAUUCGAUGGGUGGGCUUACUCUGAAAGCCCUCGGGCUUUACCGAGCCCAAGAAAAGCUCUCCAAUUCAGAAAAUUUCCGGAUAUCCCGGUGCCUCGAGGAGGGAUUCGUCUUGUUUUUUCCGAGUACAUUGAAGGAUCCCUCUUGUUUAUGGUAGAAGUGAACAACCCCUUGUAGACAUCCCAGGAAGCCAAUCAGGUAAAAUUUAUACAAAACAAGUUUAUCCUUUUCCGAUAAAUUAAUUUUCAUGGACGACAUCUUCGCUUCAUCUCUCAAUCUCGAAGAGACCCACCUGAAGGAAGGCUACGCCGAGGGCUAUAAAGACGGUCUAGUCGCUGGCAAAGAGGAGGCUAAACAAGUAGGCCUUAAAGUUGGGUUCCAGGUCGGCGAGGAGUUGGGAUUCUACAGAGGGUGUGUGGACGCGUGGAAUUCUGCAAUUCUGAUCGACCCGGAACGGUUCUCGGUUCGGGUUCGGAAGAGUAUCAAGCAGAUGGAGGAGUUGGUGGAGAAAUACCCACUUCAGGACCCUGAGAAUGAGCAAGUUCAGGAGCUGAUGGAAGGCUUGAGGCUCAAGUUCAGAGCGAUUUGCGCCACUCUGGGUGUCAAAUUGGAGUAUAAUGUAAGGAGAGAAAUGUCGAAAUUGGUUCUUGCUUGCUGCAAGGUUUACAUAUCCGAAAGCCGAAACAAGGCUGCAUUGGACUCAAUUGAACGAGCUGCCAAGUUCUUCCAUGAAGCCCCCAUUAUCAACAAAUUCACGGAUGAGGUUUAUAACAGAGUUGGAUAUACCCUUGUUUCCAAGCUCCCAUCAGAGCCAUCUGUCCAGUCAUGUUCCUUGAGAAGUGCAGUUGUGACCAUGGUUAAGGCUGCAUUUUCGGCAAUUGACUUCGACUCGCAUUGUGGCAGCCACCCACGACUUGGAGUUGUGGAUCAUAUAUGCUUUCAUCCUUUGGCCCUUGCUUCCUUGGAUGAUGCAGCUAUAAUUGCCAGGUCUCUGGCGGCUGAUAUUGGAUUUGGUCUUCAAGUCCCGACAUUUCUAUACGGAGCGGCUCAUGAAGAGGGGAGGAAGCUGGCCUUGAUCAGAAGAGAGCUGGGUUAUUUCAAGCCAAAUUCUGAUGGUUUCCAGUGGGCUGGAGGGCUGAAAUCAGAGACAUUGCCACUGAAGCCAGACAGGGGUCCAGCUGAAGCAAGUAAGGCAAAAGGGGUCGUCGUAAUCGGGGCAACGAAGUGGGUCGAUAAUUACAAUGUCCCGAUCUUCUCUACCAAUACCGCUGCUGUGUGUAAAAUUGCAAAACAAGUGAGCGAGAGAGGAGGUGGACUGCCUUCAGUUCAAGCAAUGGCCCUGGGUCAUAAAGAAGGUGUAAUUGAGGUGGCUUGUAAUUUGCUUGAACCAAGUGAAGUGGGAGGGAAAAUGGUUCAGCAGGAAGUUGAGCGGCUUGCAGAAAGUGAAGGCUUGGCUGUGGGGGAAGGAUAUUUCACAGACCUCUCACAAGAGGGCAUAACUGAAAGGUACCUCAAAUUGGUUUCUUCUGUGUAACCUGAAAGUGGCUUGAGAUUUAUUUAUAUUUGUCGUCUCAUGUCUUGUGUGUCUUCUGCUUUGGAUCUAAUACUACCAGCACCUCACAUCGUGCUCAAAUUCCAAUGUUUCGAUCCUUCAAAUUUGUGAUUUUACAGAUAUUUCCACUGAUAUUGUAAAUUGACAUUGACUUUUCAGAGAGAGAUUUUUUUUUUU
Messenger RNA from Momordica charantia (bitter melon), 2016 nucleotides. Its product is annotated as formiminotransferase cyclodeaminase-like protein. The record is from RefSeq and is a predicted model, not a curated record. NCBI's taxonomy places the organism in Eukaryota, Viridiplantae, Streptophyta, Magnoliopsida, Cucurbitales, Cucurbitaceae. Gene Ontology annotation, molecular function: folic acid binding; transferase activity.